This is a messenger RNA of Notodromas monacha, 1879 nucleotides long. The record is from the annotation of a GenBank genome assembly. NCBI's taxonomy places the organism in Eukaryota, Metazoa, Arthropoda, Ostracoda, Podocopida, Cyprididae.
GUAGGGCUUUUCGGAAAAUUUGAAGUGGAACGUAGCGUGAGUAACUCGAGUGUCACGAUGGUCGCGUCCGAUGUUGAGGAUGUGGAAAUGAAGUCUGUCGACGGAGAAGGUGUGCGGGAAGCGGCGGGCGCGGAGACGAAAGACGCUGACGCACUGACUCUCGAAGAUAUCAGAGAACAUGCGCGUCUCUUGGAGAAAUCCGUGGCGUCCAAAGAGCCGCGAUUUGCGAUGCGGGUCCUGCGCACGCUGCCAACGACGAGACGGCGGCUGAACCCUGCCGUUGUCCGGCGCCUCAUUGAGGGCUUCUACACGCACUCACCCGCCGAACGGGAUAAUCUCCUGAAAUUUGCCGGUGGCCGAGUGACUGACGAGACUAACGAAGCGACGUUCAAGCCGCUUCGCAACUUGAAACACACGGCCUCCCCGCUGCUGCCAGAGGUGGACGUGUAUCUCAACCUGCUGGUGCUGCUUCGGGCGCUGGAUUCGGGCGACCACGCGCUGGCUGCCGACUGCUCGGACGCCCUCAUGGACAAGGUCGUGUCGCUGGACCGGAGGACGUUGGACGCCAUCUCGGCCAAGUGCUACUUCUAUCAUGCACGCUGCUACGAGUUGACCAACAAGUUGGCGACCAUUAGAAACUUUCUCCAUCGACGGCUGCGGACGUGCACUCUUCGCAACGACUUCGAAGGCCAGGCUGUGUUGCUCAACUGCCUGCUGCGGAAUUACUUGAGCCAGUCGUUGUAUGACCAGGCGGACAAGCUGGUGAGCAAGUGCCAGUUUCCUCCGAGUGCCUCCAACAACGAGUUGGCCCGCUACAUGUACUACCUGGGCCGGAUCAAGGCCAUCCAGCUGGAAUACUCUGCGGCCCAGCGUCAUCUCACGCAAGCCCUGCGCAAGGCCCCGCAGCAUGCUGCCGUGGGCUUCAAGCAAACGGUUCAAAAGAUGCUCGUCACGGUGGAGCUGCUGCUUGGUGAAAUUCCAGAUCGACAGACGUUUCGCCAGAAUCACAUGCGCAAGGCUUUAGGACCGUAUUUUGAGCUCACGCUUGCCCUCAAGACGGGAAAUCUACAGGGUUUUAGUGACACUCUGUCGGCUCACGGAGCCAAGUUCCAGCGCGACGACACUUACACAUUAAUCGUCCGCCUGCACCGGAACGUGGUGAAGACAGCGAUCCGCAUGAUUGCGAGCGCGUAUUCACGAAUCCCACUGAGGGACGUGGCCGCCAAACUCAUGCUCGACUCGCCGGAGGACGCUGAGUUUGUCGUGGCCAAGGCCAUCCGCGACAACGUGAUCGAGGCGGUGAUCAACCACGACGAGGGCUACGUGCAAAGCAAAGACGUGCAGGAUCUCUAUUGCACUAAGGAACCGCAGCAGGCCUUCCACCAUCGCAUCUCUUUCUGCUUGGACAUCCAUAAUCAGUCCGUCAAGGCCCUGCGCUUCCCGCCCAAGUCCUACCAUAAGGACCUUGAAGAGAGUGCAGCCGAGCGACGAGAACGUGAGCAGCAAGAUUUGGAGUAUGCCAAGGAACUAGCGGAAGAUGACGACGAAUAUUGAAUUCCUUAUUCCUCGUUAUUUUCGGAGCUGAGCGUCGUCUUGAUUCCGCGCGUGUUUGUGUUUGCUUUGUCUCACUGUUUUCGUCUCUUCCCCUGUUCUUGUUUCUGCCUAUUUUGUGAAUGGAUAUAAUAUUGUCCAUCCGUUGUACAAAAUGGAUGGAUGACUGGAAUGCAGAAACACGCGAGUUGGUUUUUGCCCUGUGGCGGAAAGAAAUUUCAUGUUCCCGGUUUCGAACCGGAGGGGGAUGUGACGGAAGCAAGUAUUCACCUUCUUGGGAUAGAUCGACAAAUGUAAGAAAAAGUCGAUGCCGUCGUAUCAUUUUUUA